AUGAUGGGAGAGGUAAGAGAUCAUUUAGAGAAACAUGAUGAUGCCCUCGUUAAAUUACAAGGUGAGCAAUGGCAAGGAAGGCAACCAGCCUUUAUCCAUGAUGAUUAUGAUGGUGGAAUUGAUACGGAUGAUGACCAAGCUAUCAUUGUUGGUCUAGACAUUAAUCCUAAAAGACAAAAUCAGAGAGGACGUUUUGAUAAUGUGGAUCGAAACAUAGGCAACAUUAAAAUGAAGAUUCCUCCUUUUUAA
Molecule: messenger RNA, 249 nt
Organism: Dovyalis caffra
Lineage: Eukaryota; Viridiplantae; Streptophyta; Magnoliopsida; Malpighiales; Salicaceae
Source: the annotation of a GenBank genome assembly